This is a messenger RNA of Cylas formicarius (sweet potato weevil), 832 nucleotides long. Its product is annotated as transmembrane protein 272-like. The transcript is spliced from 4 exons. The record is from RefSeq and is a predicted model, not a curated record. The coding region runs from base 220 to 771 and encodes 183 amino acids. NCBI's taxonomy places the organism in Eukaryota, Metazoa, Arthropoda, Insecta, Coleoptera, Brentidae.
CGUCUAAACUGUAAUUAAAAAUAAAUCGAACCGUCUUCGGAAUUUAUUACGCGCAGUUCGCUAAAAAUAUUGCACGGCGAUGCGCCUUCCGCAACGGCGAGUUUAAUAAUAGUAUUUUCGGGACCGUUGUGCGACAUGCUAACAUAUCGAGUUCGCCCGAAAAAAAUUCCCUUACCGAAACUUUCCGGUUGAAGUUCUACGCCGAGUUGCAAAGAAACGAUGGCCGCGGAAAAAACCACCGCCGAAACUUCAUCCGCAUCCGGCGACGUCGAGAAGCAGGAGAUUGCGACGACGAUAUCAAGCGGCGAGGAAAACAACAAUCAUUUUUUCGAGGAAAAAGUUAAAGAAAGGCCACCUCCUGGUAUAAAUGGUUCUUUGGUGUUUCUUUACGCAAUAUUCUUCUCCGAAUUCACCGUCGGAUGGGUUAGCAUCAACAAUUGCCCUUUGAACGUGCUCAUACCCGUUUACCUAAUACUAGCAGGGUUCUUGGGAGCGCUGGCAAAGUUUCUAAGCAAAUUCGAACACAAAUGGUGUUUCUACGCAACUAUCGUUUUAGUUGUGAUUUGCGUCGCGUGGCACGGUUUAGGUACCUAUGUCGUAUAUAAGGAGUAUCAACCGAACUACGAGCCGGCCAAGGGAGUCUAUUGCAGCCGGACGGCAUAUUUGAUUGCUUUUUGGACCUUAACCUUCGAAUAUACGUUAUUGUUAAUGUUUAUUUUCUUGUCUUGUUCCUAUAUGAUCAUGAGGGGUGACUUUAGAAAAUGCGAAUAGCCCACAAAGUAAAACAUAGGAAGAAAAUGUAAAAUUUAAAUCAGUUUAUCAGGAAUGUUAA